This is a messenger RNA of Stylonychia lemnae, 4356 nucleotides long. The record is from the annotation of a GenBank genome assembly. Lineage: Eukaryota; Ciliophora; Spirotrichea; Sporadotrichida; Oxytrichidae.
AUGGAUCAUAGAUUCGACUACUCACAAAGUGAUGAGAAAAAGCCUUCUACCCGUGAAGAUUUAACCGGAGAUGAUUUCCAGGAAAAUCAAAUUAUAAAUGAGGACAAAGAGAGCGAAAAGCACAUAAAUUUCUACCUCGUUACUAAUAACUCACAUCUAAUUAAGACAAACUUCAAACUCAAUCUUAAGAACGUGGGCUCUUAAAAAAAGCCGAUUAAGAUGGACAGACUUGACGAUAACAUCUUUUACGCCAGAGUCAAGUUCACCUUAGGAGACCUGACCAAUAUGAACGAACUCAAAUACUCAUACAGCAAGUUUGAGGCCGCAGAAAAUUUGGCAGAGAAUGAAGAAUCUGAGUAAGAACGAUCAAAGUCAAAAAAAUUUAUGAAUUUAAGCACCUUGUUCGAUAUUUACUAUUGCAAGAAAAAUUAUAUGCUCUAGAUUGACCCAAAUAAGGAGUACUAUGAGAUCAUCCUAAAGUUCUUCAUCACAAAUUUUGACAAGACGGACAGACAUUUUGGAAGACCAACUAUUUUUAAAGAAUAUUUGGAGUUCUUUAACUAUUAGAGCAACAAUUCUUUCCCUUACAGUCAGACAUUUAAAAUUAUUACUGAUGAGUACAACUCUAGGUCUGAGAAUACUAGACUAAACAUAUACAUUCUAGAACUAUUCUCUUACCUUGACAUGAAAAAGAUUAAAUAGAGAACCGACCACUUUAAAAAAAUGAUGUAAAAAAUGCUUGAGCUACAAUAUGGACGCCUGAGAUAAAUGAUACUAGAUACAUAAUAUUAAUCGAAUCAUCAAGGUGUAUUGCAGGGCUUCCAAAUUCUAAUUUAAUUUGAGCCUCUUCUCGGUAUGGAAAUGCUAGACAGUAUGCAUGUCAUUAUGGACAAACAAAAAUACCUUAAAAGCCUCAAUUUUGUGAAAGAAGAUGUAAAGUUUGCGAAAUACAAGAGCAAUAUCAAAUUUGCUAAAACCAUGAGUUUCUACGAAGAAAAUGUCAUUCAACUAUUGAUUGCCAAUGCAUUAAAGUAGAGUAUAUCAUUAGAAGCACUUCUAUACAAUGUCGAGGAAAUGGAAAGAUAUACUACAGGGGACACAAUUUUAAAUUCAGCAAAAGAACUUAAAGAUAGGUUGAGCAUAAGCAAUACUGCAAAUAUAUUUGUCAAAAAUCAUAUCGAAAGGAUACUAGAAGUUGACUAGCUUAAAAUCGUUUUCAAAAAAGAGAUCAAAGAAACUAUAUUUUAAAACCUUAAAUAUCAUAAUCAAAACACCACAAACAUUUAAUACCUGAUUGAUAACCCUGAUAUUCUAGGAGUCAAAUACUUGCAAGACAUAGUCUAAAUUGAAGAAAACUAGUAUCUUCAGGAAAACUUUAAAGUUCUAAUUAUUAAGACUAUUGAAACUUCAGGCAAGAAGAAAAAGUUAGACUUUGAAAAAAUUCAAACAAUAUUAACUAUUAAUUUCUAAAACAAUUGUAAAGCCUGCAAGAAUCUAUCUGAAUACUUCUAGGUAUUCAGUCUGUUUAUAGACCUAGUAAAGGCUCCAUUAUUCAAUUAGAUAGGUCAGUUUAAUAUCAACUUCCAGCUUGCUGAAUUUAAAAAACAUCUUCAAAACGUUUUAUCAACCUCAUUCACAAUCGAAUAGCAGCUUGACUCAUUGUUGAAAGCCAGACCUCUAUUUAGAAAUGAACUUUUUAAAAUUGAAUAAAUCACAGAAGUCAUAUUAGAGGAAUUGAAAAUGAUUUCACCGCAAGACAGCAUAAUUAUCAAAACUGUAUUCAAGGUGAUUUUCCCAGAUUUCAAGCUUGUUUAUCCAGAGUUCAGGGCCAUUGGAAAUGCAUCCUUAAAAAUGCUGAAUGAACUGUAUGAAAUAGAAAAGAGAAAUAUAUACGAAGACGAGGUCAUUUAUUAUGCAAUGAACAUAUCAUAAACUUAUGGAUCGAAUGACUUUUUGGACAAAUUAAAACGUUCAGUUGAAGAAUUAAUUAAAAAAAUGAAGGAUAGAACAAUAACACUAAGUGAAAUUAAUAAGACUAUUGUAGCAAAAAAGAAAAAUUUAUAAAAUAUUAUUCAACUAUAUGAACCAGGAUUUGACUUUAAUAUCAUUAAGGAGCUUAGAAAAACCAUUGAAAAUUAUCAAGAUCAAAUAAAAAAGUAUUAAAACUACCUAAACUGGGCUUAAAAAUCUUCUAUUUUAUUUGAAAAGUAGUCAUAUUAGCAAAAUCUUAUAGACAUUUAAAGUAGCGAGAUACUUGAGGCUAGAAAAGUUGAUUCGGAAGAGUUCUGGAGAUACUUUUAAGAAUUCAAAAAUGUUGACCAAUACUUUACCUUUCGGGAAUCAGUUGUAUUUGAAAACCUGUUUCAUCAGAUGCCUGAGGAAAUUGGAAAACUUGUUGUCUAGUUGGAAGAGAAAAAAAAUUCCGAGACUGGAAAACAUCAUAAGUCUAUGGAAUAAUUUGAUUUCCUAUCAUAAGAAAUACUAUUCAAAAACCUUUGCACAAAGCAUUUUAGAAACCUAGCAUCAUAUCCUAGUGAAGCCUUUAAGCAAAUAAAUCUAUAAAAAUAUUGGAAAAACGUCAAAAUUGAAUAGGUUGAAAAGGAACUUGAAAUAAUCAAAUCAUAUAUGAUUAAGUAUGAAAGUUACCCAGUUGAUUAUGUUUUCAAUCAAAAUCUAGUUGAUGAUAUUAAAACCUAUUAAAAUCAAAAAAGCAUCUAAACAAAGUCAAUUAUAUUUAUCGAGCUUUAGACCUACGCUGCAAAAAUUCCAAAUUUUAACUAUGAGGAAAAUGAGACUUAUUAGAAACUUUAGAAUUUCCUUUUAAUUGUUGAAUAAAAUUCCCCAGAUGAAAACCUAAGUAAUUUAGCAAAGAAGAUAAGCGAAAUUGAAGAGAUUUUUAGCAAACUAAUCAAAAACUUCUAAAUUAAUUGGGAUCAUUUAGAGGAAUAUAAAAGUCAUAAAGAUGUAUUCGAUUUCUGCGUUCAAAAUGUUGGGUUAGACUUUAACACUCUUUAUGAGCACCUUGAUGAAUACUCAUUUUUAAAUAGCAAAACUAUAGAGAAUAUUGGAGCGGUUUCCUACUUUUUCUAAUAAGUUUUAGAAAUUCUAUUAAUUUACGAAAAAAAUAACUAUGAAAGCUUGCUUUAGAAACUUUCAGAGUUAAUGAAAAAAGAAAUAAAAUAAGAUCCUGAUUUCAAAUAAAAACUAAUGAACUGUAAUUCAAAUCUUUCAGCUAUCAAAUAGAUAUCUUCUUCAUAAAAAAAUGCAUCAGAAAAUACCCUCUAAAUCAUUGAGCAAGCUCUCUAGUAAGGAACAUUUAUUUGGGAGAAAAAAAAUACGAAGUUUGACUUUAAACUUGAAAUAAUUAUUGAGAGAGAGAAAAAUAGCUUUGAUGAAUUUUCAACUCUUGCUAAUAGCCAGAAUAUAUCAGAAUAAAAUACUUUGAUUACAAAAUUAGAAUAUGACAAAGAAAAGAUUUUCCAACAUUCUAGCAGAGCAAAGUUAUACAUUCACUCAAAGAAAUCGAACCCAUCCAAUCAAUAAAAGGUACAAGAAAAUGAUAACAUAUUCACUAAAGCAGUAGAUUUAAGCAAAGAUAUUAAUAAUAUGCUUCAGUAACUCUACUAAUAUGGACACAAAGACUAUCAAAAUGAUAGCAAAGAAUAUAUCAGAAUUAAAAUCUAUAAAGAUUAAAUUGUCCAAGACCUGCAAAAACAUUACAAUGAUUAUGUAAAAGAAUUUAUUUAGUGGAAAUAAUAAUUGAGUCAAUACAGAAAUAAUUACUAUUUCUUGAACUAUGUCCCUAAUCAUUUGGUGGCAUCAUUGAUAUUGAUUUCCGACGAAGAAUUUGCUGAAGUCCAAUAAAAACUUAUCCGAUAUAAGAUAUUUAAGAAAUCUAUUACUUUUGAAAAUGGGACCUCACCAUUGCAAUAAAUGCAGUUAAGUUGGAAUGAAGAAAACAAUAUUUAUAGUGAUAUAGAUGAGAAUAUAUUCGAAUAUUAGGAGGAUUAAAACUACUCUUUAUAAUCUGGGAAAGCACUUUAUAGACUAGUCUCUGAUGAUUUACAACUGAUUAAAGCUGUAAUGUCAAUUUUCGCUAUUGGAAAAAUGUUGCCUGUAUUUGAUAGGCUUUUAUUUUGUAAUGAAGACACUUAAUACAGUGAAGUAGAGACCUUUAUUAAUAGAUCAUUUUUGUUUCCUAAUUGUAAGAAAUCUCUAAAGCCUUUCGUUAUAGUAAAUUUCUAGAAAUUGGCAUUCAUUAUUUAAUACGAAGUAUAUGAUUUUUUAAAAAAAUAUUAAGGAUAAUCUAACUAAUAAGAAAUUAAUAACUUUACACUCUACAUACUAUGUGUAUGA